Messenger RNA from Ochotona curzoniae (black-lipped pika), 1435 nucleotides. It is a transcript of the gene TINAGL1, whose product is annotated as tubulointerstitial nephritis antigen like 1. Gene Ontology annotation, cellular component: lysosome. NCBI's taxonomy places the organism in Eukaryota, Metazoa, Chordata, Mammalia, Lagomorpha, Ochotonidae. Gene Ontology annotation, molecular function: cysteine-type peptidase activity. The record is from RefSeq and is a predicted model, not a curated record. The transcript is spliced from 11 exons. The coding region runs from base 1 to 1404 and encodes 467 amino acids. Gene Ontology annotation, biological process: proteolysis.
AUGUGGCGGCUUCCUUUAGGGCUGCUCUUCCUGCUGUUGCUGACUGGCCAGGUCACUCUGGGCACCCGGCGGAGUCGUUGGCGCCGGGAACUAGCGCCAGGGCUGCACCUGCGAGGGAUCCGGGACGCGGGUGGCAGGUACUGCCAGAAGCAGGACCUGUGCUGCCGCGGCCGCUCCGAUGACUGUGCCCUGCCCUACCUGGGCGCCACCUGCUACUGCGACCUCUUCUGCAACCGCACGGUCUCCGACUGCUGCCCUGACUUCUGGGACUUCUGCCUGGGCGUGCCGCCUCCGUUCCCUCCCAUCCAAGGAUGCGUGCAUGGGGGCCGUGUCUAUCCUGUCUUGGGAACGUUCUGGGAAAACUGUAACCGCUGCACCUGCCAGGAAAAAGGGCAGUGGGAGUGUGACCAGGAGCCAUGCUUGGUGGACCCAGACAUGAUCAAUGCCAUCAACCAGGGCAACUACGGGUGGCAGGCUGGGAACCACAGUGCCUUCUGGGGCAUGACUCUGGAUGAAGGCAUUCGCUACCGCCUGGGCACCCACCGCCCGUCUUCAUCCGUCAUGAACAUGAAUGAGAUUUACACCGGACUGGGUCCUGGAGAGGUGCUGCCUGCGGCCUUUGAGGCCUCCGAGAAGUGGCCCAACAUGAUCCACGAGCCUCUGGACCAGGGCAACUGUGCGGGGUCCUGGGCUUUCUCCACAGCAGCCGUGGCAUCUGACCGUGUCUCCAUCCAUUCUCUGGGACACAUGACACCUGUCCUAUCGCCCCAGAACCUGCUGUCCUGUGACAGGCACCAUCAGCAGGGCUGUCGCGGCGGGCGUCUCGAUGGUGCCUGGUGGUUCCUGCGACGCCGAGGGGUUGUGUCGGACCACUGCUACCCAUUCUCGGGCCGUGAGCAGGAUGAGGCUGGCCCCGCCCCUCCCUGCAUGAUGCACAGCCGAGCCAUGGGUCGGGGCAAGCGGCAGGCUACUGCCCGCUGCCCCAACAGCCACGUCCACGCCAACGACAUCUACCAGGUCACUCCAGCCUACCGCCUUGGCUCCAAUGAGAAAGAGAUCAUGAAGGAGCUACUGGAGAACGGCCCCGUGCAAGCUCUCAUGGAAGUGCACGAGGACUUCUUCCUGUACCAGGGCGGUAUCUACAGCCACACGCCCGUGAGCCUCGGGAGGCCUGAGCGCUAUCGCCGGCACGGUACCCACUCGGUCAAGAUCACAGGGUGGGGAGAGGAGACGCUACCUGAUGGAAGGACCCUCAAAUAUUGGACUGCAGCCAACUCCUGGGGACCUGCCUGGGGCGAGAGGGGCCACUUCCGCAUCCUAAGAGGCACCAACGAGUGUGACAUUGAGAGCUUUGUACUGGGCGUUUGGGGCCGCGUGGGCAUGGAAGAUAUGGGGCAUCACUGAGGUUCUGGGCACGAGGCCAGGCCUGGAUUGG